ACGUCGUGCGUCGGUUUGUUUACUGUCUAAGCGUGCAGGGAGGGUGGGCGCUAACGGCACAGAUUUUCACACUGAAUCUCUUCCCCCCGCUGGACCAAAAUUUCUUGCACAAUGCAGCGGUCCUACAAAACCCGAUAGUGACAGCCGUUCGCAGUUUUACAGGAAGGCUUUUGUUUUUGACGACAGAACCGAAGUCCGACAUGAAAACCAUGAAGCUGCCUAACCAGCGGUGCUAAUGCUAACACGGCGAGUCAGCGAGCUGUCAGAUUUCAGGGUUUCAUAUAGAAGAAUUGAGUGUCGCUGGUUUUGUUGUGUUGAAACUUGGCACUGGGCGCAUGACUGACAGCGUCUACUUCGUUACGGAUGCCGACAGGACGACGCGCAAGUUUAUAGCAAAUUUGUAGGAAGACGGUGUCAGGCAAAAUGGUGUUAAGAAGCUCCUGGAAAUCACGACAUAAAAACAGCUGUGGACCUGCUCCCCGUUGGAUCCGACCAGGAUUGGCUGCCCUGCUCUGGUUAUGUGCGAUUCGGUUAGCUUGCGGCAUUGAGGUGGGGGAGAUCAAAAUCGUCCAGAAAAAUGCGGAGUUUGAUGCCAACUAUAAUGACACGGUUACGAGUGAAAACCAGACCAUUUACGCGUUUAAUCACACCAUCUCUCGGAAUAAGACUGAGGGAGUGCGUGUGUCUGUGGACGUGUUAUCCAACAAGUCGGAGAGCCCAAUCUUGUUUGUAGUGCGACAGAAGCAAGGCGUCCUGUCUUUUCAAGUCCCCCUCAUUCUCAGAGGCCUCUAUCAGAGGAAGUACCCUUACUACGAUGUGGGCAGGACACUGUGCCAACCUCCAACCCGGGCCGCCUCGGAGACCCAGUACUUCUUUGUGGACGUGUCUACCCUGUCCAGUCAGGGUACAAACUACCAGCUCAGAGUGAGCCGUGUUGAAAGUUUCACCCUGCAAACAAACAAGAAAUUCAGCUUCACCGCAUCACCAUCCCAACCUCAGUAUUUCAAGUAUGUCUUCCAAGACGGGGUGGAUACUGUGAUCGUCAAGGUCAACUCGGACAUGACUUUCCCCUGUUCUGUCAUGUCCAUCCAGGACAUCCAGUGCCCCAUUUACGACCUUGACAACAACGUGGCCUUCAUUGGGAUGUACCAGACUAUGACAAAAAAAGGUGCCAUCACCGUGCAGAGGAAAGAUUUCCCCAGCAACAGUUUCUACGUGGUGGUGGUGGUAAAAACUGAGGACGAGGCAUGCGGCGGCCCGCUGCGCUUCUACCCUCUGAGACCCGAUCAGCUGAUUGACGCCGGCAAUCGCAGCAAGGCCCUCGAUGUGAUGGUCUCACCCGCAAUCAACUUGGAGGUGUACGUGAUGGGAAUGCUGUUCUGUUUGGGGAUCUUCUUCUCAUUCUACCUCCUGACCUUGCUCUGUGUCUGUCUAGAGCGUGCACGACUGAACAAGAGGAGAAAUGUGUUUCUGAAUCCUGCCGACAUGUCGCCUGCUGAGACAGCCUCUCUGCUCGGGAAGAACAGCGACGGAAAAACUCCAGCCUCACCAAAUGAAUAUGGCUCAUUUGCCGACAACGGCAGCACAAUGAGUUCAGAGGCCAUUACCGACAGCGCCACUUCAACUGACAACAACUAUGGAUACAUGGGACAGGAGCCUUUCAAACGUCGACCAAUCCUCAAUCACCUUCACUACAUAGCCAUCCGCAUCGAGCGAUCGCUGGAAAGUGUCGCACGGAGCAGGCAGGAGUCUUUGAGCUCCAUUGAGGAGGAUGACUAUGACACACUGGAUGACAUACACUCCGACAAGAACAUUGUUCGCACAAAGAAAUUUCUGUACGUGGCUGACUUGGCCCGCAAAGACAAGAGGAUCCUCAGCAAGAAGUACCAAAUCUACUUCUGGAACAUUGCUACGAUUGCUGUGUUUUACGCCCUGCCAGUCGUCCAGCUGGUCAUCACCUAUCAAACGGUUGUCAAUGUUACAGGAAACCAGGACAUCUGCUACUACAACUUCCUGUGUGCCCACCCGCUCGGAGCUCUAAGCGCUUUCAACAACAUCCUCAGUAACCUUGGUUACGUGAUGCUGGGGCUCCUCUUUCUCCUCAUCGUCCUCAAGAGAGACCUCGCUCAAAAUCGUGCUCUGGAGCGGCAUGACGUCAACGCGCUGGAGUGCGGUAUCCCAAAGCACUUUGGCCUCUUCUAUGCCAUGGGAACUGCUCUGAUGAUGGAGGGUUUGCUCAGUGCCUGCUACCACGUCUGUCCCAACUACACCAACUUCCAGUUUGACACCUCCUUCAUGUACAUGAUUGCUGGACUGUGUAUGCUGAAGCUCUAUCAGAAGAGACACCCGGACAUCAAUGCGAGCGCUUACACCGCUUACGCCUGCCUCGCUGCUGUCAUCUUCUUUUCUGUGCUGGGAGUGGUAUUUGGGAGAGACAACACAGCCUUCUGGAUUGUUUUCUCUGUGAUCCACAUUCUGGCCACGCUGCUGCUCAGCACACAGCUCUACUAUAUGGGUCGAUGGAGGCUCAACGCUGGGAUCAUGCGUAGGAUAGUUUACGUCAUCUACACAGACUGCAUCAGGCAGUGCAGCGGGCCGAUGUACAUUGACCGCAUGGUUCUGCUUGUGAUGGGGAACAUAGUCAACUGGUCUCUGGCUGCCUACGGCCUCAUACAGAGACCCAACGACUUUGCCUCGUACCUGUUGGCCAUCGCCAUCUGUAACCUGUUGCUCUACUUUGCCUUUUAUAUCAUCAUGAAGCUGCGGAGCGGUGAGAGAAUCAAGUGUCUGGCGCUGGUGUGUAUUCUCUUCACGGCGGUUGUGUGGGGCUUUGCGCUGUAUUUCUUCUUCCAGGGUCUCAGCACCUGGCAGAAAACUCCAGCUGAGUCUCGUGAGCACAACAGGGACUGCAUCCUGCUAUCAUUCUUUGACGACCACGACAUUUGGCAUUUCCUGUCCUCCAUCGCCAUGUUUGGAUCCUUCUUGGUCCUCCUGACCAUGGACGACGACCUCGACACCGUCCAGAGAGACAAAAUCUACGUCUUCUAGAUUUGCUAGAUCUGCGAAGAGCUCUGCUCUUUCUCUCUGCCUUAUCACCCUGUCUGUUUGCAUCCCCUCCAUCUUUUUCAAAAAGCACAGCCAGUAGCCUGUUUCUGGGCUGUCGAUGAGCACCUCUCUGCCUCGUGGAGAGUCGGGGAGGAGCAACAGGCCCCUCCCUCUACCUGCGUGGACACUUAUGUGCCAAUAGAAGCUGGAACGUCGUCGAGCGAUGCUGAAGUGUUUCGUCCUCUCGCUGCCAUCAUCGAUGUAACUGUUGUGAGCACCGUUUACUGCUGACGAUUAACGGUGUGCAUUCUCGCUUGACACGAAACUCGUCCAUUUUAACUUAUUUUAUAUUGUCUGCAUUACAUUUGGCCUGGAAGUCAGCAAUGUAUUUUAAUUACUGUUUGUAGCCUGUUUAUAUGCUGUGUGUGUUUGUACAGGUGUGUGCGUGCGUGCGUGUUUUCAAAAAUAAUUGUGGGAAGAUGAAUCCUGUCCAGUCUGUGGCCUUCAAUGUUCUAAUCAUAGUAGUCACAAUACUGUGUUCUGAUUGGUCAGAUCUGCAAGCUAGCCGUCCUCCUCCUUGAGGGAAUAUCCAUGAAGACAUGAUUGUAUUUACUUGGAACUGCCCUUAAGUGUGACUCUUAAAGGUAUUUUUGCACUCUACAAAAAAUGAAUUUUAUUGUCAGGCAUUGCAGUGAAAGGAUACUCAAUAAAGGUCUUUUCUGAG
This is a messenger RNA of Haplochromis burtoni (Burton's mouthbrooder), 3769 nucleotides long. RefSeq names its product SID1 transmembrane family, member 2 (gene sidt2). Gene Ontology annotation, cellular component: membrane. The transcript has 28 exons. Lineage: Eukaryota; Metazoa; Chordata; Actinopteri; Cichliformes; Cichlidae. The record is from RefSeq and is a predicted model, not a curated record. The coding region runs from base 424 to 3048 and encodes 874 amino acids.